AUGUAUAGCGGGUGUAUGGCAGAUCAGUGUUCUGUCGGAGGAAUUCAGCAAGGUUAUGCGCUGAGCUUACACACACCUUCCAGGAAUCUGCUGCGAUGUCGUCAGCAAGCAGCCCCUGGCUCCAUGUGCUGCCGAACACUUUUCUGAAGAUCCGCCGUACCUCUCGCUCCUGCAGCGGCCAGACUGAGUGCAAGUCAGGCGGGUUCUCGAACUCCUCAAAGAACGAUUCGCGAUUCGAUGAGUGCAAGAUGAUCUGCCGGCUGCAAAUGUACGACUUGAUGGACAGGUAUCGGAGCCGCGCUGUGAAGUUGUCAUGGUCACUGCCGCCAAAGUACUUGCGAUUGCUUGGUUCGGUCAGGCUACCUUUGAGAUGCUUUGGCGGCUUCAGGCUAUCGAAUAGACUUUGCAAGCGGGCUGUGCACUUUUGGAACUCCGGGUAUUCAGAGAUGAGCUUAGCGCUGUGCUGUAGCAGAGAUGUGCUUGGGCUCUGGGCGGUAGCGGACUUGCCGUGGAAAUUGGACGCCGGGAAUGGCCGGUCAGCCUACUACAGCCAGCUUCUGUCCGUACCUUGAGGGCUUUGCGUCGUUAAGGAAGCGGAUUAUCCGGCUGUCUAGCGUGUUGAGUUCGCAGAGAAGCACAAACGUGUGGAUAUUGCUCCUGAGAUGACAACCCGGCGACUAGUUUGCGACUGUGCCCCUGCGGCCUUCCUCUCCCACACCCACGUAUCCUUGCUUGCGUCGUUGCCCUCGGAU
This is a messenger RNA of Linderina pennispora, 752 nucleotides long. RefSeq lists its product as uncharacterized. Bases 96 to 572 code for a protein of 158 amino acids. The transcript has a single exon. The record is from RefSeq and is a predicted model, not a curated record. NCBI's taxonomy places the organism in Eukaryota, Fungi, Kickxellomycota, Kickxellomycetes, Kickxellales, Kickxellaceae.